Molecule: messenger RNA, 3283 nt
Organism: Dreissena polymorpha
Lineage: Eukaryota; Metazoa; Mollusca; Bivalvia; Myida; Dreissenidae
Product: homeobox protein Nkx-6.2-like
Exons: 3
Coding region: 539-1357 (272 amino acids)
Biological process (GO): regulation of transcription by RNA polymerase II; cell differentiation
Cellular component (GO): nucleus
Molecular function (GO): DNA-binding transcription factor activity, RNA polymerase II-specific; RNA polymerase II cis-regulatory region sequence-specific DNA binding
Source: RefSeq, a predicted model, not a curated record
AUCAGAUCAUUUAGCAGCAAAACAUUAAAUGGCGAUUUAUACAUCUAAUUUAUCACCAAACAGGCCGCAUGAAGUCUCAUUCUUCAAUUGCUAAACAAAACGAGUAUUCUUGAAGAAGGCACCGAUAAUUUUGAUGUCGUCUUCUGUGGUUUUCUAUGGUGAAACGGACGGAUGUGUAAUAUAAGAAAAAUAAAGUGAAAAUUGAUUUUAGUCUACCUCAGAAUGGGCGUCGGGUAUACGCGAUAACGUAAAUUCUUUUCUGCGUGAAAACAGUCUUUGGUGGAUAUAAAUUUAAGUCAAUGUGACGUGCUUGUUAUAAUUGGCUACAUUCCGUGCAUAAUUAACAAACGCUGGAUUUUGGUCAACAUCAACUAAAAGCACAUCUUCGAGUGUACAUUACCAGUGUUUCACAGGCGCUAAUUGUAGCAAUAAAUAAAAUUUGAAUAGAAGUUCAAAUUAUAAGGUUACUUGUAUUUCGCGAAAUGACGUACAGAGGGUACUAAAAUUUUAUACGCGGCUGUCUCAGAGUGAACUCGUUAUGUAUAACACGGAAAAUAUGCUUGACUAUUGCGCCAGUAAUAGCUCUUCACCAAGAUACCAGUCAUCUAGUCCAAAUAUGACGUCACUUCAGUACAACAUGGCCGAAAUGAUGACGUCAGCCAACAUGGCGGCCAACAUGGCGGCGGCUGCUGAAUCGCAGAGACAGACGGCGUUCGUACUCAGCAGCCCGCAGCUCGCAGCGCUGCACAACAUGACGGAAAUGAAGACGCCACGCUCCUGCACGAGCCCCGUUUCCGGUUUGCAAAACCCCUACACCAGCUACGCACAAUCGACGCUUAAGCAGCUCGGCCUCGCGAUGUCGCAGGCAAGCACUUCUCACCGAAUCUCGGACAUUCUCAGUCGGCCGCUGAUGCAGUCCCAUCUAGGCAUCCCUCAGCUGAACGCCGCCAGCAUGUACCUGAACUCUCAGAGCGGCUUUAAGCUGGCGGAACUUCCGGGCCGUCCGCCCAUCUACUGGCCGGGGAUGGUGGGUGGGCCCGCUUGGCGACCGCCAAGCAAUGUGAUCAUUGAUAAAGACGGAAAGAAGAAACAUACGCGGCCUACGUUUUCCGGUCAGCAGAUUUUUGCGCUCGAGAAAACGUUCGAGCAGACGAAAUACUUGGCGGGACCGGAAAGAGCCAGACUUGCGUACGCACUCGGCAUGUCCGAGAGUCAAGUUAAGGUAUGGUUCCAAAAUCGAAGAACAAAAUGGCGGAAAAAGCAUGCAGCAGAAAUGGCCACAGCGAAAAAGAAACAAGAGUUUGCGGAAUCAAUUGAUACCGGUUCUGAUAUUGAUGAAGAAGUUUCGGACAGUUGAACCUUGUGAAAAAAACUAUCUAGGAAUGCUGAGGCUAGGAUCGGGGCAGGGGUACAGGGUACAUGCAGAGUUUCCCGGAAGUGCUUUGGGAUACCAAAAAAUCGUUGAAGGUCAGACGAUUUAACCAAAUGUCACCGACGUUCGAUCAAUUUGAUCAGAAGUCGUGCCCUAAAUAGUGCCAAAAUAUAUAUGCACCUUAGAGUUUAACCCUUUCAGUGCUGGAACCGAAUUUUGAAGGCCUUUGCAAACAGUUUGGAUCCAGAUGAGACGCCUCAGAACGUGGCGUCUCAUCAGGAUCCAAACAGUUUGCUAUUCUUAUAUUAUUCUUUGAAAAAAAAUCGAAGAAAAUGUUUUAAAGUUAAGAAAUUCAGCAGACGACAUUUUAGCAGACGACAAAUUUCCCAGCAUGCAAAGGGUUAAACGAUCAACCUAUGUAGUCUUUUGUUCUAACAAAAACUGAUUAUUCUUGUAAAGCCUGUCGUGCUUCGUGAAACUCACAGCUCAUGUAUUACUGUGAUUGUCUUGAAAAUGUUUACGUAAAGAAUAUAUAUCGAAAAAAGGGUCCUUUGGUCAAGUUUAUUUUAAAAUAUAAAACUCUCGUUAAUACUAACAUUAUAUGCGUUUAGAUUUGACUUUCUUUUCAAAAAUGUAAUCUGUGUUUCCUGAACAAUGUUUAUUUGGUCAGAUCCGUAGGUGGGGUGAUGUAAAAUUUCCGAAUGCCCUGUUGUAUUCAUUUUGUGGUAUCACAUGCAAUUGUUAGGUAAAACAAGCGUUCGGUGAUAGCGUUUCAAAUAUGAGUUAUGAUUCUAGCAUCGUAUAUGAAAAGCUUAGAUGCAGGGGUUCUAUUUAAUUGGAAUAUUUAAUUCUAUUUAUACAUUUAUUCUGCGGUAUAAAAAUAUAAUGUUUGUUGAUAAAAUGUCAAACUCUCAGAACGUAGACAUUUUUGUACACGCAGUAAUGCUUCAUAUAAUCGUUCAAAUACUUAAAUGCGAUCGUACACAGUAUACGCGGUUUAUGUUUAUUUAUGUGCGGUCAGUUCUUCGAAAAUGCAGAUAUUAGAAGAGUAUAUUGUGUUCAGGUUAUUAAGUGAUAUUUCUGAAUUGAAUUUGUUUUCAUUAUCCAAUAUAUUUAUGAGUCAUAAUGCAAGAAAUGCGAUUUUGUACUGAAUACAUCAAUAUCUUAUUAUUUAAUAUAAGUACUUGUGCAUGCAUGAUAACGAGUAAAGUUUGUAUUCCAUAAACAUAUAUUUGUCUAGAUAUUUGUUAAAAAAUUCGUCACUCACUUGAAAUAGCGGUAUAUAAAGUUUAAUUGUAUGAUUUUCAGUUUUUUUUUCUAUACAUAUACUAUUCAAUUGUGUGUAGACAUUUAUGUUAAUACUGGGACUUAAAUAUUCGUCUUACAAGAAGAGCCAGUUUCACUUCUUAGCGGUAACCACAGAUUUAAUUGUUUGAUGUCUGUCAUAUUUCACUGCGUUUUGAAUAUGUUUCGAAUGACCAGCAUGUGGGUUAAUUACUGCUUACAUAAUGUAUUUGUUAUUUAAUAAAACAGAAAGCAUUCAAUUUGAAUGCUUACCUUAAGCAUCCAACUGUUAGCAAAGAAACAUAUCUUCGUAGCUAAAUUAAAAUACAACAUAUUGCAUACUAAUAUCAUAAACAAAUAAUUAUACAAAGGUUUGACUACAGCUGUGAGUGAACUUUUGUUCUGGCGGAUUUUUCCCAGCCAUUUAAUAUUGUUUCCGGGAAAAUAUAUAGUUGUUUUAUUUAAUGUCUUUUAGGUAUUUAACAAUAUUAACUGGCUUCAAUUAUUAUUGACUUUGCAAAUUGUAUUUAUAUCAUUGUUGUUCAUAUGUUCACAUGUAUACAUCGAUGAACAGUUGUUUGUAUAUUAAAAUGAGUUUGAAAAUGAUAAUAAAAUGACAUAGGAUCA